GGGCUUGAAAAGUAAGCCAUAGUAAGCCUCCUUCCUCGAGGAGGCUUGCAUGGCCGUAAAAGAAAAGUGCGACCGAAAGUAAUUAAAUUCACGUUGUAAACGAAACUGACCAUCAGUAUCAAUUAUUGGUUAGCAGCGGGGAAUCGGCGACCAACAGGCGGCAAUGGAGGGCGCAGAGGUGCUCGUUCGCGUGGCUCCUCCGACUGGACCAUUGGACGCUGGCAGGCGCACUUGUCCGUGGGGUGAUCCGUCUUCGAGGCCGCAAGAGAACGUCUCCUUCGCGGACGUGAUGAGUGAACAGCUUGCCCGUGCCUUGGAGAAUGAGGAGUUGGCGACCUCAGUGCAGGGUGACCACCCGGCAGUGCCUUGUGAAGCUGCGGCUGCAGCAGAGGUGUUUGCAUCGCCAGAGGACUGCAGUGACGACCAUGCUCUAGCACUGUUGCUGCAAGCCGAGUACGACCGUGAGCAUGACACUGUGCUGGGUGUGGAGGAAAAAAAAUUCAAUGGAAAGAGCAAAGUGAGUGUGUCAUUCGACAACUACCGACGAGCACGGGAGCCAGUGCUGUCGGACUCUGAGGAUGAAGACGAGGAUGAUGGGCUCGACGGUGGCCUGGGAUUGGGGGGCAACCGACACUGGGACUCGUUUGAGCGAGACCAACGUGCAGCGCAGGCGAUUGGCCGCUCUGGUGUAGCACGUCAGCCUGGCGGAGGCUUCACCACCAAGCAUGAUGCCACUGUCUGUGGACGUCGCAAUGCGUGCCGGGUGAUGGAGCUGCCCCCUGGCAUCUCAACGGGGGACGGUGGUGGUUUCGACAUGCGUCUGUCCAAUCACGUGUACAAUUCUCUCAAGGUGCACUCGGCCCAGGAAGGGCGCCGGGCUGCCCGGCUACACGACAAGCGGGAGAAGGCCACCGCUGAGCAAUCACUGGAUCCCAACACACGACUGGUGCUCUACAAACUGCUCAACAGGGAGAUCCUCUAUGAGAUGAACGGCUGCAUCAGCACAGGCAAAGAGUCUUGCGUGUUCUAUGCUGUUGGGGGAAAGACUGAGGAGUUUAAGGUGCCCCCGGAGUGUGCAGUAAAGGUGUUCAAGACAACGCUGAACGAGUUCAAGAAUCGGGAACAGUACAUCCGUGAGGACUUCCGUUUUCGAGAGCGCUUUAACAAGCUAAACCCACGGAAGGUCAUCCAUCUCUGGGCAGAAAAGGAGAUGCACAACCUGAGAAAGAUUGAGCGUGCCGGUCUGCCCUGUCCUUCAGUGGUGCUGCUCAAGAAGCACCUGCUGGUGAUGUCAUUCGUGGGUGUGGACGGUGUGCCAGCCCCACAACUGCGAGAGGCAGCUCUGGUGGGGGAGCAACUGGAGAGCGCGUAUGCGCAGACAGUGCAGCUGGCCAGCGACCUGUACGACUGCUGCCAGCUGGUGCAUGCGGACCUAAGCGAGUACAACUUGCUAUGGCACCAGGGCCGGGUGGUGAUCAUCGACGUGAGCCAGGCCGUAGACCGCAUGCACCCGCACGCGCUCGAGUUCCUCCUGAGAGACUGCACCAAUGUGUCUAAGUUCUUCCAAAGACAAGGCCUACCUGACGUCCUGAGCCCCAAGGAUCUGUUCACGCGCGUCUGUGGCCUCAACCUGCCUGGUGAAGGGGCUGAAUUGCUUUCCCAGAUUCAGAAUUAUGAGAAGAACAAGGAGCUGCUGACAAAGGAAAACCAGCGGAGAGCAGAUCUCUUCAACACACUGUUCGAGAAGGGGAAGAAAUCAAGGAUAGGCAACGAAUCUGCUGCCAAGCCAGAAGCAACCGGAGAGCAAGUCAGUCAGACGGCACAGUCUGACUGACAGCCAAGCCUGCAACCUAUUGCCUUUUGUUUCUUUCUUAGAUUUUUUAUCACUAUGUCAACUGUGACAAACUAAAGUGUAAAUAAAUUUAGACUCUAGUGAUUUUGAGA
Molecule: messenger RNA, 1944 nt
Organism: Rhipicephalus microplus (southern cattle tick)
Lineage: Eukaryota; Metazoa; Arthropoda; Arachnida; Ixodida; Ixodidae
Product: serine/threonine-protein kinase RIO3
Biological process (GO): protein phosphorylation
Molecular function (GO): ATP binding; protein serine/threonine kinase activity
Source: RefSeq, a predicted model, not a curated record